AGGACUGUGGCAAUAAAAUGAAUUGAGUUUUGACGCGUUUGCGAGGGGGGCGUAAAGUGGCGGACGAUACCGCCUCCGAUAUAUAUUUUAACGGUGCAGGAAAAUGCCCUCGUCUGGCUUCGAAGUGUCUGAUUAUUAUUUAAUCCUCGUCCUGCUUUAGCAGCAGCCCUUCAACGAUAUAAAGUAGCAUCUUAAAUCGGGGCCGAUGUUUCAUUGUUACUGAUGUGCACUGUCGACACGGCACCUUGAGCGCAAAUGCUUCGCGUGUCAAUUCCGCGAGUACCGUACCGCGUAUCAAUCUCGUAGACGGUCAACACUUGAGGUAAGUAAAUAAAUAAAACCGUAUAGUGAUGGAGGGUACGAACGACCAGCUGCAAACGAAGUAUCAAAAAAUCGCUACGGAAUACUCAAAGAUCCGUGCACAGGCUAACGUGUUGAAGAAAGCAGUUAUAGAUGAACAGACGCGGAACGUGGACCUUCGGGAACAGCUGAAAGAGAAGGAUGUUGAGAUACGACGCAACGAACAGGAGCUCGACAGCUUAUCGUUCAGAAAUCAGCAGCUUACGAAACGUGUCACAGUGCUGCAGGAAGAACUGGACGGAAUUCAGAACAGAGGUAAAAAGAACCGCAGUAAAUCCUCGGAGAAGAAGAACGCGUCCUUCCCCCUUCCCGUGUCGAAUCACAUCCUAGACGAGGAGUUCCAAAAAAAGAUCGUUGAGAAUGCUCAGCUGAUUUCCCAACUCAGUGACAAGGAGGUUGAGAUCGUCGGACUGAACGAGAGGAUAGAUCAGUUGGAGUUCAAGCUUGACCAGUUGGAGAAAAACAGAGCUGAACUGGAAAGCAAGCACCAUGCCGCAGCAGCCAGAUUUGAAAAGGAGCGCAAGGAACUACAGAAGAAGUUGAGCGACAAGCAUGAUAAUUCUGUGUCACGACAAAACGGGGAAAAGGAUUCGUUGCACAGGGAUUCGGCACGAAAUUCAAACGACUGUGAAACAGAGGAUUCCGAUUCUGGAUACGGAGUCCAUCAUAUUCAUCACCCAGAAUCAAAGCCCUCGAAUUCACCGUCGCCCCAGAGACUUCUCGGCCCUCGAGCCAAGUCCAGGAUUCCCGAAAAGUCUGUUUCGCAGGAAGAAACUACCGAAGAACUGGACAUUGGCAGAUUGUUUGAACUGGAGAAGCAACUUAACUUCUGGAAGUCAGAGUAUAAUGUGCUCAAGAUAAAGUUUGAUCAAUUGAAAGCAACUGAAGAAACGAAAACUAGUCAAAUUCAAAGUAAUACUGCCGAAUCUGUAGAAAUAACUAAUAUGUUAGGAAGGCUCAGGUCACCGUUUGCCAUUCCUGAAGAGAUCGAGGCUCGUGAAUCAAGAAUCAAGGAGUAUUAUAAGCAGCAGAUUGACGAACUAAUUUCGGAAAAACAUGUUUAUCACAUAAGAAACUUGGCUAUAGCCGCAGAUACUGAAAUAAUGAAUAUACACUUGGAAACGAGCGAGUCUAAGAGGCAACGGUGUGAGGAGGCAUUGCAAGAAUUGCAGGCAAGUCUUGCCGCAAUGCGCGAGGAUCACGAAGUACAAGAGGGAAAUUACAAAGCUCAACUUAGCACUAUAAGUGAGCACCUUGCCAACAUGAAUGAUAAAUUGAUUCAGCAAACAGAGGAGAUACAGCAGCUCAAAUUUGAGUUGGGGAAUAAGAUCAUUGAUAUUUUUUUUUUCCAGAAUGCGAAAAAAGGGAAGCAAAAAUAAAUUUGCUGGCAUUAAGCUGGAGCCUAUGUCACAUUCCAUGGAUAUGCCUGUUAAUCUGUGUGAUUAUCACAACACAUAGUGUAAAACAUAAUCUCGUGUAAAUAAUACAAUGAUGUCCACUACGUUCAUUUGUAGAAUUUAGUCAACGUUAAAUAUUCAGUUUCAUUUUACCUAACGCGGUAUAACCGCCGUCACAUGUUUAUGAGAUUGAAAAUAUAACGUAAGUAAAGGAAAUGAAUACAUGUAUAAUUUAAAGCCUUUCUUGAUCAGUUGUUUUGCUUUUUCAACUCGUUGAGACGAAUUUUAUUAUAAAUUAUCAACAACCUAUGUGCAAUGUUUUCGUAUACCCCUUAUCUGUCGCUAAUCAUUAAUACAUGACAUAAUUUCAUGUAAUAUACUUAUAAAUAUACACGUACGUGUAUAUAUUCCUAUGUACAUACACGUACAUUUUACUUAUAACAUCAACUACCACUUAAAAACUACAAAAUAAAUUAACGAUUUCUUUGCAAUCACUGCGAGUCUGUAAAAAUAUAUGGACCAUUUUCAAAACCGAUAAUUAGAAUCGAGGAGACGAUCUACUAAAAAUUAUGAUUAUUUGUAUCGGGUCAGUCUACUUUAAUAGCAAAACUGGCACCGCAGCUACACCCUUGUUCAGCUAGAGGAUUGUUUGUUAUUCUAAACGCCGAACGAAUUAGUUCCUUGUGAUAUUCAACAGUCGAUCCCUUGACGUACUCCAGCGAAGUUGUGUCUAUGAUCACUUUGACU
This is a messenger RNA of Neodiprion fabricii, 2504 nucleotides long. Its product is annotated as paramyosin. The coding region runs from base 351 to 1739 and encodes 462 amino acids. The transcript has 5 exons. The record is from RefSeq and is a predicted model, not a curated record. Lineage: Eukaryota; Metazoa; Arthropoda; Insecta; Hymenoptera; Diprionidae. Gene Ontology annotation, cellular component: membrane; early endosome.